Messenger RNA from Cottoperca gobio, 1314 nucleotides. RefSeq names its product neuropeptide FF receptor 2-like. NCBI's taxonomy places the organism in Eukaryota, Metazoa, Chordata, Actinopteri, Perciformes, Bovichtidae. The transcript is spliced from 3 exons. Gene Ontology annotation, cellular component: plasma membrane. The coding region runs from base 1 to 1314 and encodes 437 amino acids. Gene Ontology annotation, biological process: cellular response to hormone stimulus; G protein-coupled receptor signaling pathway. Gene Ontology annotation, molecular function: neuropeptide receptor activity; peptide binding. The record is from RefSeq and is a predicted model, not a curated record.
AUGACCCAGAACCUGCAUCUCAACACCACCUGGGGGGGCAUGAACUCUUCCAAUUCCUCAAGAUCGCCGGAGAACACUUCGUACCACCAGAACAUCACCUUCGUUGAUUUCUACCUCCACAACCCCUCGGUGGCCGCGGUCUUCACCGUCUCCUACCUGCUCAUCUUCCUGGUGUGCAUGGUGGGCAACGUGGUGGUGUGUUUCAUCGUGCUGCGCAACAAGAACAUGCGCACGGUCACCAACCUGUUUAUUCUCAACCUCGCCAUCAGUGACCUGCUGGUCGGCAUCUUUUGCAUGCCAACCACACUGGUGGACAACAUCAUAACAGGAUGGCCAUUUGGUAGUGUGGUGUGUAAGCUAAGUGGUAUGGUUCAGGGGAUAUCCGUGUCAGCGUCUGUCUUCACUCUUGUAGCAAUAGCUGUUGACAGGUCCCGCUGCAUCGUCUAUCCUUUCAAGCAGAAGAUGACCAUUUCCACCUUGAAGCUAAUUAUCGUCGUCAUAUGGGUCCUCGCUGUGCUCAUCAUGUGUCCCUCUGGGGUCAUGCUCCAGGUCACAAUGGAGCAGAGGGUGCGAAUAGUCCUCGACGGCAACAACACCCACCCCUUCUACUGGUGCCGGGAAAAUUGGCCCAAUCAGGAGAUGCGUAAAAUCUACACCACGGUCCUCUUUGCUAACAUUUACCUCGCUCCCCUCAGCCUUAUCGUCAUCAUGUACGCCCGCAUCGGCGUCGCCCUCUCCAGGGCCGCCGUUCCUCAGAUGAGGGGCAGUGUAAGCGUGUCUGAGGAGGGUGGUGGAAACAAUAAAUCUAGCUUGGAGGGUCGUCACACAAUUUCCAAGAAGAAGAAUCGAGUGAUAAUGAUGCUGCUGGUUGUGGCUCUGAUCUUCGUCUUGUCCUGGCUUCCUCUGUGGACGCUGAUGAUGCUGAGCGACUACGCCAGCCUGACGGAGCACCAGCAUCGUGUCAUUAACAUCUACGUGUAUCCCUUAGCCCACUGGUUGGCCUUCUUCAACAGCAGCGUCAACCCCAUCAUCUAUGGGUUCUUCAACGAGAACUUUCGCCGAGGCUUUCAGGCCGCUUUCAAAUUCCAGCUGUGCUCCGAGGGCUUCGGGCGCCAGAGGAGCUACUCCCAUCGGAUCCGAGGGAACGCCGUGCUCCCGCUCCAAUCUGCUGUCCUCAGGGGAAAGGGCUCAGUCAGAUCAGCGUUGGUGGAGAAUGGGAAGUGCUCAUGUAAGGAAGGAGGGAGCUUGGCUGCAAGUCAUAUCAAAGAACAGGAUCUGGUCUUGGAGGACCUGGAGAAGUUGUCCCAGUUUUAG